AUGGCCGACGAGUACAAGCCCAAGGCGGUGCUCCUCACCGGCGGCGCAGGCUUCAUUGGGUCGAACGUCCUCAUCCACCUGGUGGAAAAGUACCCCGAGGUCCGUUGGGUCAACUACGACUCGCUCGAGUACUGCGCGUGCCUCAAGAACCUCGAGUCGAUCGAGAGCGCGGACAACUACAAGUUCAUCAAGGGCAACAUCCUCAACGCAGAGCUCGUGACGUACGUGCUCGAGUCUGAGAACAUCGACACGAUCAUGCACUUUGCGGCGCAGUCGCACGUGGACAACUCGUUCGGUAACUCGAUCCAGUUCACGGUGACCAACGUGCACGGCACGCACGUCCUGCUCGAGUCUGCCAAGGCAUACGGCAAGAUCCGGCGGUUUGUGCACGUCUCGACGGACGAGGUGUACGGCGAGUGCGAGGGCGACCACCUCGACGAGGACUCGAUCCUGCGCCCGACGCAGCCGUAUGCGGCGGCCAAGGCCGGAGCGGAGCACCUGGUGAUGGCAUACUACAAGUCAUACAACCUGCCGAUCAUCAUCACCCGCGGCAACAACGUGUACGGCCCGCGGCAGUUCCCAGAAAAGGUUAUCCCCAAGUUUGUCAACCUCAUCAUGCGUGGGCGCAAGUGCUGCCUCCACGGCGACGGCUCGGCGCAGCGCUCUUUCCUGCACGUGCAGGACGUUGCCGCCGCUUUUGACGUCAUCCUCCACCGCGGUGCCAUCGGCGAGGUCUACAACAUUGGUACCACCUUUGAGCUCUCGAUGCUCGAGCUGACCAAGGUCCUGUACAAGGUCAUGGGCCGCGAGUUUACUGACGACGCCGUCGAGUUUGUCGAAGAUCGCAAGUUCAACGACUCGCGCUACGCCAUUUCAUCGGCUCGACUCGAGGCCCUCGGCUGGGCGCCGUCGAUUGAGUUCGAGGCUGGCCUCAAGGCCACCAUCGAGUGGUACGACGGCAACUGGGGCGACAUCGAGGACGCGCUUGUCCCGCACCCGCGCCUCGUCACCGACCUCUCCAACCGUACCUCGUACCUCGUAGAGCCGUGUGCCUUCGCUGUGGCGAUCGAUGAUAACUAAUUCCGGACGUGGAGU
Thecamonas trahens ATCC 50062 is the source of this 1095-nucleotide messenger RNA. RefSeq names its product NAD dependent epimerase/dehydratase. Gene Ontology annotation, molecular function: dTDP-glucose 4,6-dehydratase activity. The coding region runs from base 1 to 1080 and encodes 359 amino acids. Lineage: Eukaryota; Apusomonadida; Apusomonadidae. The record is from RefSeq and is a predicted model, not a curated record. Gene Ontology annotation, biological process: nucleotide-sugar metabolic process. The transcript has 2 exons.